CACGAGAAGAAGUUCAGCUGGUGCACAGUUCCGAAUUGUUGGACAAUGUUCACACGGUCUGCACAGGACAGUCGGGGGAAAACUUUGCUGGUUACCGAGUGUUCUCGGAUACUUUUGAAGCCGUUUAUGUCAACGAAUUUUUUAGCAUUCCGAGCGAUGCGCAUUGCUCGCAGCGGGAAGUGCCAUCGAGCUGGUCGAUGCAGUGUACCUGGGAACGUUAGAUAACGGUUUUGCGGCAAUACGGCCUCCAGGCCACCACGCUUCGUAUUCAGAAAGUAAUGGAUACUGUAUCUACAACAAUGUCGCUAUUGCUGCUAGACAUCUGACUGAAAAUCGCGGUGCAAAAAGGGUUCUAAUCGUAGACUGGGAUGUGCAUCACGGCCAGGGAACUCAACAAACAUUCUACGAAGACGAACGGGUCCUAUAUUUCUCGAUCCACACCUAUCGGAAUGGCCGGGAGUGGCCAUAUCUGCGGGAAGGCAAUUUCGAUCAGAUUGGCAGCGGAAAAGCUACUACUGCCCGUUGCUUUUGAGUACAACCCGGAGAUUAUUAUUGUGUCCGCUGGUUACGAUGCCGCUGUCGGCUGUCCGGAAGGACUUAUGAAAGUAACUCCGGCAGCGUACGGCCAUAUGACUCAUGCGUUAUCUUGCUUGGCCGGAGGAAAGUUGGCUGUCAUGCUGGAAGGUGGAUACUUUUUGGAAUCGUUGGCAGAAAGUGCCGUUUGUACGAUAGAAUCACUUCUUGGACUGCCACCAUGCCCUUUGCCAUCUUUGGGCGCACCCCAUCCUGUGGUGGCCACUGCUAUUUUGGAUGCUAUCAGUGUUUUGCGACCGUAUUGGAAAUCUUUGGCCUUUCAGGAAACCGAUAAAACGAAGACGCGUUCGCACCGUAUUACGUAUCCUGUGCAUACGCCUCGGAUCCUCUUCGACCCGCCAAAGGAGAUACCGGGUCAUAAUACAUGCUUUAGCUCAGCUCCGCUGCGCCCAGCGUCCGAAAUCGUCGAUCUGCGCUAUCAAGUGCGAGAACUUCGCGUGAUUUAUGAUGCCUUCCGAGCUGCAUUGCCGGUUAAUCGGUCGUGCUAUGUUUAUGAUGAGAUUAUGCUCAACCACAUCCCCGACACCCAUCUCCCGGAAGUGCCGGCACGGAUAUCCCGCAUUUAUAAUUAUUUAAAUAGGAAGCUUCUCCCGAAAUGUGUUCAUUUGCCGAGUCGGAACGUCACGGAAGCAGAGCUAAACUUGAUUCACGAGAAGAAUUUUACAAAAUUAAUUUUGGAGACGCCGGCUAAUUUUUAUCGCGAGGGAUCACGGCGAAUUAAUAAUAUGCACGUGAAGCUUAAGGACCGCUGGGCCAACGAUCUGGACGUUUCCCUGGGAACUCAACCGGCAACGCUGGUUGCGGCUGGAUCGUUGUUGAAUAUUGUGGAUGCGGUUGUACAAGGAAAGUGUCUCAAUGGAUACGCCAUUGUAAGACCCCCUGGCCACCAUGCCCACCACACCUACCCGGCGGGAUUUUGUUUCGCCAAUAAUGUUGCAAUCGCUGCGCAGCACGCCAUUGAAAAAUAUGGUUUAAAACGAAUUUUAAUUGUUGACUGGGACGUGCACCAUGGCGAUGGUGUACAGGAAUUGUUCUACAAAGACCCGAGAAUAUUGUACAUUUCUCUGCAUCGCGGGAAGGAGGAUUUCUAUCCACCCAGCCGGAAAGAUGUGGGUUAUGUCGGCGCGGAAAAGGGGUACGGGUUCAAUGUGAACAUUCCGUGGAGUCACAAGGGAAUGCACAAUGGGGAUUACGUCGCGGCGUUUCUCCAGCUGGUCAUGCCGCUGGCGUACGAGUUUUCGCCGGAAUUAGUUUUCGUAUGUUCCGGUUUCGACGCUGCUUUGAAUGACCCCUUGGGAGAGUGCUGUCUGACGGAAAUCGGAUACGAAACAAUGACCAAGAUGCUGUUGGCGCUGGCCGGCGGCCGCGUUAUUGUGGCACUGGAAGGCGGCUACAAUCUAGAGAUGCUAGAGAAGUGCUCGGAGAGCGUUAUGAAAGCCCUGAUGGGAUUCGCAUCAGCCGCUGAGCCGAUUAGCUUGUGUCCAUCCAGUCGUGCAGUGAAAGACAUUAAGGCUGCUGCGGACGCUCAUAUUUUCCCCAAGCAUAACUGGAAAUGCUUGCAGUAUCGCGUUACCCUCCUGGAACCGGUUGACCAAACGGAAGCGAAUCCCAAGCAACAAGACAAGAAGAAAAAAGAGAUUAAUCCCGGUGAUUUGGCCGAUGCGCUGCGGGAUGUUCAUUUGAAUUCGGGGGUUGGAGUUUAAAAGCCUUUGGGCAAGGCGCGCUGUGGCAGUUUUGAACUGCGUGAAUUCAAAAAAAUGCAAGUGUUAUUUUGUUGGUUUUAUCAUCGGUUUACGGUUAUUAUUACGGUUUACGGUUACUAUUGUUCCAGUUUUAAAGCAGCUCAGUUUGACGGCAGACGGUGGAUUUUGGUGUUGUUUUGUGAUUGUUGAGCUAUUUUUUGUUUAUACCAAUUGCUCAAGUUAUUUGCCAACGACAAAUUAAAAA
This is a messenger RNA of Paramacrobiotus metropolitanus, 2541 nucleotides long. RefSeq names its product histone deacetylase 6-like. Gene Ontology annotation, cellular component: histone deacetylase complex. Gene Ontology annotation, biological process: chromatin organization. Gene Ontology annotation, molecular function: histone deacetylase activity. NCBI's taxonomy places the organism in Eukaryota, Metazoa, Tardigrada, Eutardigrada, Parachela, Macrobiotidae. The record is from RefSeq and is a predicted model, not a curated record. Bases 369 to 2297 code for a protein of 642 amino acids. The transcript is spliced from 26 exons.